Anguilla anguilla (European eel) is the source of this 1810-nucleotide messenger RNA. It is a transcript of the gene cep44, whose product is annotated as centrosomal protein 44. Gene Ontology annotation, cellular component: spindle pole; centrosome. Bases 308 to 1405 code for a protein of 365 amino acids. The record is from RefSeq and is a predicted model, not a curated record. The transcript has 12 exons. NCBI's taxonomy places the organism in Eukaryota, Metazoa, Chordata, Actinopteri, Anguilliformes, Anguillidae.
GCUAUGCACUUUGGGGAAAUCCACAGACGAUCUUAAAUGUGUAUAUUAAUAUUUGGAACACGCAUUUCAUUGAUAUUUUACAGUUUUUUUGUAGGUUUGAUUAUUUUAUUAGCGAAGGACUGAUUGCAACUAGCGUUGUUUUCUAGGUAGCUUUCGCUUUGCAGCCGUGAAUGUGCUACUUCAAAUCUGCAGAUUGCAUUUUUACAACCAAUCGCGGCAUUCCACUGUAUUUCGCCGGCAAAAACAAAAGAGGGAGUUUGUGAACGUUUACUAUAUCGACGGUUUUCAUAAGAUUGCAGUUGUAACUAUGACAACUGGCGAUUUAAGAGGAUGCCUGCGGAAACUUGAACUUCAUCUUAGAUCCUUGAAGUACCCCAAAGAAGUUGAUUAUGCCGGUUUGGCCAAAGGUGAUUCAUCAUCUUUUUUGCCAGUUCUGAAUUACGCAUUCCUAUCCCAUUCCUCAUAUCUUGCCGAAGAACUCAUAGGAUUUGGAGUUGAACUUGCCGGAAAGAAUGACCAUAGAUUUCUUGAAGCUGUCUACAAGGUGCUGCGGGAUGUCUUCAAUUACAAGCCUCUUUUAACUAAGGAGCAGUUUCUGCAGUUCGGCUUUGCUGAACGGAAGAUCGGCAUCCUCUGUGACAUCAUCGGCUUUGUGACUGAGAGGCACAGAGAGCUGUCUAGAAAUGGCAAGACAAAGAGCAAGCCCCGUUUGCCAAGGUUUAACCAGCAAGCCGAACCCGAGGGGCCUCACUUUGAGGCCGACGUUCUGAAGCCAGUGGGCCCAGCAGUGCCGCCUCCUAAGCCCCUGGUAGAGAGGCACAUGGGUGGCCCAGUGGCAAUUGUGUCCCACUGCUCUUCUGAGGAAUUGUCCUAUGAGGAUGAGGAGGGAGAGGAAGAUGAUGAAAAUGAGUCCUCAACGGAGUUUGGUGCAUCCCCACAGGUGGAGAGCAGGCUGCAGGCUCUCGAGGCCCAGGUCCUGGAGUACCAGAGGAAGCUGGAGACGAUGUCCCUGCUGGAGGACAGGCUGAAGCGGCUGGAGAGGGACACGGCCGGGAAGAUCGUCAUCAACCGGCAGGACUGGGACAACCUGGAGAGCCGCGUGCUGCUGCUGGAGACCAGGCUAGCACUGAGCUCGUCACAGAAACCCUCAUCGCUUGGCCGUGAGGCUGAAAGCGUCGCUCGAGAAAUUGCGACAAUCCAGGAAUCAUCCGAGACCAGCCCCGAGCCGCCGCCCCCGUCGCCACGGAGCCCCCCCCGCAGAGGCCCGGACGCUCACGCGGCCGCCAUCAAUCCCUUUGUUUUGACGGCGGAUCCAAAGGAGAAUAUUAAAGAGCGACUGGAAAGAAUAGCCACCAUGAUGAAUGAAACUUCCAGCCUUCUGAGGAGCACGGAGCCCUCCAUGUAAAUACGUCUCCGUUUUAUCCUUGUGGGAAGUGGAUAAGAUGAUUCUGGAUCAGCUGAUCAUUCUCCUCAUUACUGCUACUGUCCUGCAGAGGGCACUGUGACCUAAGAAUGUUGCAUCUUGUUUGUUCUGUGUGGCUUUGUCUCCAUCUGCUGCUUAGCGCAAGCAUUACAUCUGUUGGUUACACUGAUGUUAGUGAGGUUUUUUUAUUUUCAGAAUAGCAUAAGCAGAAGAAUAACAUUUACAUGGUUUCAAUUUAACUGGAAACUAUGGCUCGCUUCAGCAGUCCAAUCCAUUUCCAUGGACAAGCCCUGGAAAUUCUGUCCCAGUAGGCCUGUAUAAAUUAGGUGCACCACUGUACUGACCAUUUUUUAAGAUAUUUAUUUGCAUGCGUGAAGCAAUUUUUUU